This is a messenger RNA of Effrenium voratum, 1144 nucleotides long. The record is from the annotation of a GenBank genome assembly. NCBI's taxonomy places the organism in Eukaryota, Dinophyceae, Suessiales, Symbiodiniaceae.
GAGACUCGGGACCAGCAAGACCAAGGAAGAUAUUGCCCCGGUCCUACUGCGUGUUCCGUGGGUUCUUACUUAGGAAUACCUCUGCGUGGAUGUCCAUAGUGGAAGCUCUCGCGGCUCAAGCACGUAUCGGAAUCGGCGCGGCUCAUGCAAUAUGAGUUGCACCAUGAGUCUCCAUGACUCACAGGACACCUCACGCCACAGCUCACCUACGCGCUCGACGACCUCCACCGACCUUUGGUCGCGGACCGUUGAAAGCCCCGGAGUCGACGCUGCCCGCCUGGCAGGAGAGACCUCCGUCUCCAAUCCCUAUCCUCGCAGAGUGCACGCGGCGGAUCUCGCGCGCUGCGAGGAUUUCGAGGCCGUGCUGGACGUUGACAACUUCUUCCGCAGUUGGCUCGAGCUGCCCGACCCGAGGCCAGUGGAACUUCCCGCACGGUCAUUGCUUCAGCUGAAAGGCCAGCGCUUGGUGCUGCCAGAGGGCGACCAGCCCUGCAGAGACGACGGCCGAGCCAACUUUGUUUGCGCCCUCUUCGUUCAGCUGGAGGAUGACGAGGAGUUUUGUUUGGUGAAGAGGCUGCUGGGCAAAGGCGGCUGCAACAUGAGCGCCAUCGCAAACAGCUUCGACGCCAAGAUACGCCUGCGUGGGCGCGGCAGUUGGCACUUAGAAACCCUGCAACAGGAGGCGGAUAUGCCGCUGCAGAUCCACGUGAGCUGCCGGGAGUUCGGGAACUACCUCAGCUGUGUGGGCUCUUUGGCUCAUCUCCUGGAGGGCCUCUACCAGCACUACUGGCGUUUCGUGCGGUCCAAGUGCAUGCAGGCCCCUGACUUGCACGUGAAGGUCGACGAGUGGCGGCGCAGCGAUUGCGGCAUUGACUUGUUACACCCAGCGCCACAGCCUGCGGCUUCCGCGCCCGCGGCUUCCGCGCCGGUCGGCAGCGGCCGGCCCGUGGUGUCGCCGUUCACCUUGGAGGUGGGGGGCGGGGCCUGGCGCAAGGACGAUGCCUGGGGCAGGCGAGACCUCGGACGCGCGCCUGGUGCGCGCAGGCGCUGGGUUCCGAAGGCUCCAAAAAACGCCGGGCCGACGAGUGCUCUGAGGUGUGAGGGUUAUUGAAGCUCAACCAGGUGGCCAACUUCUAAACCAAUG